CCAAUUGCUGUAGCAGCACGCUGGUGGUCAGUGUACUAAACUCAGAAAUGGUGGCACUCAUUCGUCUGUAGUUCCUCGUUUCUUUGACCCUGGUUGGUUUAUAUUUUUGUAACAAUGCCGGGGAUGUGCUCUGUGCCGGGCUGCAAGGGCUACAAGAAGGCGAGGUCCCGGGGAGUCGUCUUCCACUCGCUCCCGACAAGAGACCCGGGGCGAUGCAGAAAGUGGUUAAAGGCCAUUCAGAAUCCCAAAUUUGACGAAAACACACCUGUACGUAAAUACGGCAAUAUAAGAGUCUGUAGCCAGCAUUUUAAACCGGAAGAUUACGAACCGGACAUACAAGCAGAAGUUAUGAAAACAACGCCCCGAAAAAUCCUCAAAUCUGGCGUAGUACCAACCGUUUUCUCUGGAAGACAGCAAGCGGACCUCAGAACAUCCAUGCCAGCAGAUGACAGAGGCCGAACAGAGGGUCAGAGUACAUCUUCACAGGCUUUUUUUCUGGGUGUCGAAGGCACUGGUGUUGAUUCUGCAUCAUCUCCCGCCCUGCCAAUUACUAUUGCCUCAAGAGCUGCAAGCAUCCCCUCCCAGCCCCCUCUUCCAGCUGAACUUGGUGGAAGUUUGUGCCGUGUGGCAUCUGUGGAUCGUCCAAAAGAGAGCUUCCACCAAGAUACUGAGUUGAGCUCGACGGUAACAUCAAAAUCAGAUGACAACACAGAAAAGGACUUGAACCAAUCAAGGACUAUUGUAAAUGACAGAUGUUUGAUGGAGCUGUUUAAGAAGUGUCAGACCUGUGGACAGCCCAUAACCAAAAAUAAGGUGUCUCGCUGUGGUGCACAGACAAAGGUGAAGUGGAGCUGCCUUGGUGGACACAGGGGCAUAUGGAUGUCAUCCCCUCACCUUUGGGAGGCGUUUCCUGAAAUCCACUUCCUUAUAACUCUUUCUGUUCUUUUUUCUGGAGGCACCUUUACACACUUUAAAAAAUGGGCCAAACACCUGCACCUGAAUUUUAUGGGGCAUAAAACCUUUUUUGAAAUUCAAAAGGCAUACCUCAACCCAGAAAUGAAACGGAUGAACAGGACUGAGCAGGUACAGAUCUUUGCAAAGAACGUCCACAAACCGCCUGAAGGCAUUCUUCACAUUUCAGAUCCUCUGAAGAAAAUGAAGGCCAAGUCAAGGAGAAGAGAGAAAGAAGCUCUAGUGUCGAGUUAUGAGAAGAGAUCCCCCAUAUUGGUGUCUACUAAAAUGUGUCUGCGAGAGCCAACUGCCCAAUCAAGUCUUGGGCGUCUAUCAACUUCUGAAAAAGGUAAAUGGAAACAUGAACAUUGGAGUAAAACCACACCUAUGGCAUCAGAGGUGGACUGUCUCCAGGACAGUUUUGAGGAGAUGGAGGUCACCAUUGAAGACGACGAAUGCAACCGUGUGAAGAACAGACUAUCUGACUUGACUAGUGACAUGGAAAAUGUUGAAGAAAUAACUGAGCUGAGUGCUCCAAGAGCUGCUGAUAGCUGUGAUGAAGAUGUCUACGUACCAAUAAUUCCUCAAAGGUCCAAAAUAUCAGAACUUUUACUGGAAUGUGAAGAAGAGGAGCUGGAGCCAUGGCAGAAACACACGCUACAUGUUCGCUUGAAAGAAGAGAUUGAUGUUGAAGAGGAGGAUGUGCGAGAGUUGAAUGAUGACCAAACAGACUGUAAACCAGAUCCUUCAUCUCUUCAGAACUGGUCAGCGGGUCAGCACACCCUAAAACCUGAGGCAGAUGGUUUUGUCCACACUUCUGAGGUGCAUCAAAUCAGCGACAACCCUGUGUCUUUAUCCAGUGUCCAGAGUCCGGUAGUAUAUGCAACAUCAUCUAACCAGCUACAGUCAGAGCAGUCAAACUCACAGACCCUGUCUGCACUUUUGUCUGUGCCAUGCUUUGCUGAAGUCAAACUUAAGUCAACUGGCACAUCCGACAAACCUAAUACCUAGAAGGAUACUCAGAGUGUUGGCCUUUACCAAGGCCAUACCAUGGAGCUCUGCACUGUAUCCUUACUUUCGCUCCCGAUUGUGGUGUGUGCCUGAUCCCGCCGACACCCGUAAAAAAUUUAAUUUUUAUGUUUCCAAAAGUUCUGUGAGAAGUUGAUGAGGGGAAAGCUGCUAAAAUCAGGUAGACACCACAGUAACUGUAGAAAGAGCUGCUUUUUCUUACUUACCAUUUCACGUUAAUGAGAAACACAGUCAGAGCGGUCGGUUCAUAAUCUACUUUAAUCUUGUAAUCAACUUCAUUUGUUGACUCCCUCCUUUGUCUUCAAUGCACAAAUGAACAACAUGGCGACAGUCUGGGAAACCAUGCACACAGAACCUGUUACCUCAUUUUCUAAAAUCAACAACUUUUUACCGGCCAGUCAGUUACAUUCCAUCUCAAAUGUACAUGUUUCAUUGUAAUACUAUUGUACAGUAAAAUAAAUUUGUAAAUUAAAA
Messenger RNA from Etheostoma spectabile (orangethroat darter), 2454 nucleotides. RefSeq lists its product as uncharacterized. NCBI's taxonomy places the organism in Eukaryota, Metazoa, Chordata, Actinopteri, Perciformes, Percidae. The transcript is spliced from 10 exons. The record is from RefSeq and is a predicted model, not a curated record. Bases 115 to 1962 code for a protein of 615 amino acids.